Molecule: messenger RNA, 1491 nt
Organism: Symbiodinium necroappetens
Lineage: Eukaryota; Dinophyceae; Suessiales; Symbiodiniaceae
Source: the annotation of a GenBank genome assembly
GAGCCGAGCAAGGCGCCUCUCUUCACCUUCUAUGUCUACCGCGCGGCACGAGAGGAUGAUGACUAUGUCGAGAACAUCAAUGUCGGAGAUCUUGCUGGCACCUUGUGGUAUCUGCACAACGAGGUCGUGUGGGUGAAACCCCGGAAGUUCGGAAUCUCUCGCAUCAUCCGGUACAAGAUUUCGACUCGUGCAACACAGCCUCUAUACGAUUUGGGAAUGAACUUCGGCGUCCGCUAUUCGUACGAUGCAGCCCAGUGCACUGGACCAUGGUCGUGCGAUUUGAACUACGAGAAGUUUGGGUACUUUGUUGGAUGCAACAACUUGGGCAUGUUCCCUUUUCCGCUUUACGACACGCACUAUCCCGAUGCAGUCUGGUAUGCGCUCCCCGGGGACUGCUCCUCCAAGGAUUAUGAGGACAAGGACCCGAAAUGCAUCGCAGAGCAACCUGGCGGCCGCUGCGAGGGUGAGCCAACAGGACAAGGCAAUUGUACCUACAGCAUCGAGAUCAUGGGCUCCGUCACGAUUGACGAAAUCGAGGGAAUCUCGAACUACCAUGAGUUCAUCCACACAGGAGACCAGGUCGAGUACAACAAGACCUUGGACAAGGGUGUGGGCAUGACUUUCUGGGACCACAUCAACGACACGGCCAAGAAUGCGGAGCGUGUGGAGAAGGUCCGGAAGAUCUUCGAAACGAAGUUUCCGGACCAGGCCACCGAUGAGGAGAUGAAGCCUCCAGCGUGCGACUUUGACUUCGAGGUCUUUUAUAACACAACCACAACCACAACCACAACCACAACCACCAUCAGCACCACCACAAUCAGCACCACCACCACAACCGCCGCAGCGACUACAACAGCCGCUACAGCAAGCUCCACCACGGCUGCGUCAACCACGGAAGCCUCGACCACGGUUGCUGCCGCGACAACUGCCAGCAGCACCGUGAGCGAGACAACGUCAGCCACGGAGGUUGCCACGGCUGCCCCCAGCACCGCCACGACCACCGCAGCUGAAAGCACAACGGCGACUGCAAACGCCUCCGAGUCAGAGUCCUCUGUUGAGGCCACAACCAGCUCCGGGCCAGAGCUCAGUAAUGUUUCCACCACCUUGACGUCAACUCCAAAGGGUUGCAAGGAUGCUGUCAUGGGCUCCCACUGCUACUCGUCCGUGAUCUGGGCCAUGGAGCAUGGUCUCAAGCUGCAUCCGACGUGGUAUCCAGGCCUUACGUCCAAGUCGACAUUCGCUGAAUUCCAGGAACGAGUGCACCACGUCACGCCGGACGUGUGCCCGGUGCCCUGCACGGCGAAAGCAGGCUGCCAUGAUCCGGUGGAGGGUGAGUCCUGCUACUCUGCCGUGAAGUGGGCCAUGAAAUCGGGCAUCAAGAAGCAUCCCCACUGGUACCCUGGGCUCACCAAGGAGUCCUCUUUUAAGGACUUCCAGGCAGCAGUUCACAAGAAGCUUCCAAAGAAGUGCAUGAUGCCUUGCUCACCCUGA